CUCCCGGUCUCCAAACACACCCACACACUCUGCCAUCCGUUCAGCCAGUUGACUGCUUCUUCCUUCGCACCGCCCUGCCAAGACGACAUGUUCUGUCAACAGCCUGAACCGGCUGCGUCCUCCGUCAUUAACCGUUUGGUGACUCACACACACACUCAGUAGAUCUGAUAUUAAAAGAACUGAAGCUCUCCAGAGCGCACGGCCUCAGUUCGGCUGAUUCCAGGUGCGCGCUUGGAUGAGAAGCAUCUCCACACGCUGCAUUCAGGGGCGUGGUGCGGACGCGGCGCUGCGGACCCUCUGCCUGUAAUCUGUUUCGAUCCGGGGCGUGUCCGCGCAGAAAGGGGCGUGCGCAGCGCUCCAGCAGUAUCUCUGCUUUCUGUGCCAUUUGCAGCGCAGCCGCUUGUUACGCGCACUGCUGCGUCCAGGAGAUAAGAGCCUGACGGUCAUCCCGGGGAGAGAACACAAGCAACCGGACAGCCAGAGUCCAACCAGCCGGUAAACUCACUCACACGGACAGCUGGAGCAUUUUGGUGCACAGACAGCAGCGCAGUUAGACUUGGACCUGACGCUUCACCUCCAUUAACCUGCAAACUACCGAACAUGGAGCGCAAAAUCCCAGACUUCGCCGGCACUUGGGAGAUGAAGAGCUCUGAAAACUUCGAGGAACUCUUGAAAACUUUGGGCGUGAACGUGAUGCUGCGUAAGAUCGCGGUGAAGGCGGCGUCCAAACCGCUGGUGGAGAUCACGCAGGACGGCGAGACGCUGUCCAUCAAAACCUUCACCACCGUCCGAACCACCCACAUCACCUUCACCGUGGGGCAGGAGUUCAACGAGAGCACGGUGGACGGACGUCCUGCACGGUACGAAGCUUUCCCUCGCUGGGAGACCGACAGUAAGAUCAGCUGCGAUCAGACUCUGCAGAAAGGAGAAGGUCCGAAGACGUCCUGGACCCGAGAGAUCACCGCCGAAGGGAAACUGAUCCUGACCAUGAGAGCGGACGACGUGAUUUGCACCCGAGUCUACGAGCGACAAUGAACAAGAGCACUUCUCACUUUCCCAGCGUUUCCUCUCAUCUGUAGUUUUUUCCUCCACCGUGUAUUAACUGUAUCUAACGCCUCACAGUCUUAGCUCUUCCCCUGCAGCCGGAGUUUUAAAACGUGUCAAAUGUGUCGCUGCAUGUGUGUGUUUGUGCGACUGUAUCUGUAAAAACCGAACCUACGAGCUGUUCAGGUCAGUUUUGAUGUUCCUCCCUCCCCCCCCGGCCACUUUUUCUAUCUCACAUUUUAUAUUUAUUACUACACUAGUUUUUACUUUGUGUCUCUUUGUAUGAAAAAAAGAAGAAAUGUGACCACAGGAAAACAACACUUUCACAAUAAAAGCCACGAUGAUAA
Acanthochromis polyacanthus (spiny chromis) is the source of this 1391-nucleotide messenger RNA. It is a transcript of the gene crabp2a, whose product is annotated as cellular retinoic acid binding protein 2, a. The transcript is spliced from 4 exons. NCBI's taxonomy places the organism in Eukaryota, Metazoa, Chordata, Actinopteri, Pomacentridae. Gene Ontology annotation, cellular component: nucleus; cytosol. Gene Ontology annotation, biological process: fatty acid transport. The record is from RefSeq and is a predicted model, not a curated record. Bases 601 to 1035 code for a protein of 144 amino acids. Gene Ontology annotation, molecular function: fatty acid binding.